AUGCUAGAGGAACAUCCUUUCUUUGCUCACCCUCAUCCCCCUCCAUACGAUGACAGCUUCGAAAGCAGCUCCGGGGAGCCCUCAAAAUGUGGGAAAAAGAAGCACAAAGAAAAAGCCAAAAAGGGUAAGGAAGAUGAUGAACAUCCCGAACAGCCAGAAUUCGGAUUCGGUCAUCCCUGUGGCCGUGGCCGCGGUGGUCGAUGGCAUGGAUCCAGCCGAUGGGCUGCACAUGAAGACCCGGGAUUCGGACAUCGUCAUCACCACCACCACUGUCACCGCGGACGAGGUGGUCUAGGUCCUCAAUUCCACGCAUGGGGAAUGUUCAGCGGACUAGGACGAGGGGGCCCAGGACGGGGACGAGGUCCAGGAGGGAGAGGGGGCAGAGGCUUCGGCCAUCAUUUUUACAACUUCCACCACAUGCAUCCUCGCUUCCGCUCUUUUUACCACUCGCACGACGCAACCAGUUUUACGCCACCGGUCGACAUCUUCGUCACGGCUACCGAAACGAUCGUCCACGCCUCGCUUCCGGGAGCUCAAAAAUCGGAUUUGAGCAUCGCCUAUGACGCAUCGCACUCUAUGCUCCGUAUGGUUGGUGUCGUGCACCGUCCUGGAGUCGACGAGGAGAUGUACCGGGCUUUGCUGGUUGGGGAGAGAGGGCGUCAUGUGGGGGUGUUUGAAAGGGAAGUGCCAAUCUCCCAUACCGUUGCGGUUGAGGGAAUCCAGGCCCAACUGGUUGAUGGGGUUCUGAGGAUUGCACUUCCUAAGGUUGAAGGGGAAGUUGAACAACCUGACGAGGAGAUGGAAAAGGAGGGUGCAAAUAGUGAAUCGGACACUGAGGGAGAAGAGGAAGAAGAGCACGAGGAUGUGGAAGAGGAAGUCGAGAGGGAGUAUGUGAAGGUGGAUAUUCAGUGA
Messenger RNA from Aspergillus pseudoviridinutans, 912 nucleotides. RefSeq names its product Hsp20/alpha crystallin family protein. The record is from RefSeq and is a predicted model, not a curated record. NCBI's taxonomy places the organism in Eukaryota, Fungi, Ascomycota, Eurotiomycetes, Eurotiales, Aspergillaceae. Bases 1 to 912 code for a protein of 303 amino acids. The transcript has a single exon.